CGACUCAAUGGCGUCUCCCUCCACCUCCCUCUCCCUCCAGGGAUCCCUCCCGCCCUACCUAAAGCACAUGAUCCGCUGCUUCCCUCCCCCACCACCAACUUGUACCCAUCCAACCUGCGCCAUCCGUGCGCCUUCUCCCCCGCAGAGACCCUCCGUCGAACGUGGUACCCUCGAGUCCCGCCGCCAAAUCCUCGAAACGUUCCGCUACACCCGCCAGAUCGCCCAGGGAUGGCUGGAGAUCCACCAUGUGAAAGACGACAAGGAGCUGGAGGCCGCCGCCCUCCUCCUUGCCGAGCCAUAUAGCAGGGCCAUGCACCUGUCGGACGGCACCAUGCCCGUCGCCGCCUUUGUGUUGAAGCAAGAUAUGGCCGAGCGGCGGGUUCUGGUUCCGCAUGUGGCGUUGCUCGUCGGGUUCUAUUACAAGGACAGGGAUGGGGAAGAGGCGGAGUUGGCUUGCACUGCCGAUAUCUCUUUUGACGCCAUCGGGGCGCAUCCUUCUCCCGGCACGCCUCGCCCCCCUAAGGAAUAUCCAUACAUUGGCAACGUCGCUGUGAAGAAGACGCUUCGGAGAAAAGGGAUUGGUUCGCAACUUAUAAAGGCAUGUGAAGAACUGAUAAUUCAGAUGAAGGCUGAAAGAAAAGUAUACCUUCAUUGCAGAGUGACUGAUACAGGUCCACUCAGAUUGUACGAGAAAACUGGCUAUAAGGUUGUCAAGACAGACAGCAUCUUGGUUUGGCUGCGCUGUAAACCGCGCAGGUACUUGAUGUCCAAAGAAUUGCCGCUGAACACGGAUGAGAAGCAGUCUGAUGCCUCGGAUUGCAAACAUUGUCCCAUCUGAUUACCUACAUGUGGUGCCUGCCACGACCGGCGGAUAACUUUGUAUGCUAAAGUUUCUAUUUUUCGAUGAGGAUGUUCAUGUAUACCCGUAUCUGAUAUUAAUGUGCGACAAGUUCUCUUGAUGAAUGGAGUAAGCCAUCAAAUAUAUAUGCUGAUGGUUGUUUGCGAUGUUCC
Elaeis guineensis (African oil palm) is the source of this 1011-nucleotide messenger RNA. Its product is annotated as GCN5-related N-acetyltransferase 5, chloroplastic-like. Gene Ontology annotation, molecular function: acyltransferase activity, transferring groups other than amino-acyl groups. The record is from RefSeq and is a predicted model, not a curated record. NCBI's taxonomy places the organism in Eukaryota, Viridiplantae, Streptophyta, Magnoliopsida, Arecales, Arecaceae.